UUUUGUUUCUUUCGGCAAAGGCUGUACAAUUUCUAGACAGAAGUUAAUAAAAUUGUAAAAGUGACUUCAUUCUAUUCUACUUGUUUUCAUUACAGCCAUAGACGCUGGGCCAUUGCUGUGUUCGCCUUGCUUUCUAUAGUCAGUUGCUCACUCUCAGCAUGGCAGAUCAGUGGUACCCACAACACACCUUUCGUGAUUGCGAUCACGGAAUCAAUGUCAAUAUUGGAAGACACAUUGAAUGACUACUACAUCCUACCUUUCUAUCACGGCGUGUGCUACUUUUCGGGCUGCAUUGCGUUCUACUUGCUGCAAAGCUUCAGGGAUGUCAAAAUGUCUAAGAUCACACAGGCACUAAUUUGGAUUGUCGCCCUCACCGCUGGUGGUAGUUGUGUCUUUGGCAAGGAACCCUGGUACAAGCACCGACGUCCGGUCACCGAGGUCGGCGAUAUGUGUAUGGCAUUCUUCGACCGAAUACUGUGGUCGCUGUUUCUCACCUGGAUUACGCUGACAUGUGCUACGGGACGAGGAGGCAAGACGUUUCUGCCAUUUGAAGCACGCUUCUUGAUGAUUGCAAGAUCAUCAGAGCCUCAAAUGCUAAAAUUGUUUCUCCUGAUAGCGUAACGGUUAUUAACGACAAUGCGACAUUGUUAAAGGACCAUAAAUUUGCAUUUUUUAGUUUGAGGCUUAUCUGAAAGAGAAGUUUCAAACUUUCUGCCCACUCAAAACUUGACAACUUAACCCACUGCCUAAGUACGUACAAUAUAUCUCCACAAUACCUGCUUGCACAAUAUCCGCACCACUAUAGUCAUACUCACAGCAUCGAACUCUUUUGUAUUGCACUGUAUCCUGAUGGGCUCAUCACGCGUUAGGAUUUGGUUAAGUACAAAAAUAAACCAAC
Molecule: messenger RNA, 898 nt
Organism: Rhipicephalus microplus (southern cattle tick)
Lineage: Eukaryota; Metazoa; Arthropoda; Arachnida; Ixodida; Ixodidae
Product: nose resistant to fluoxetine protein 6-like
Molecular function (GO): acyltransferase activity, transferring groups other than amino-acyl groups
Source: RefSeq, a predicted model, not a curated record